Molecule: messenger RNA, 2457 nt
Organism: Tigriopus californicus
Lineage: Eukaryota; Metazoa; Arthropoda; Copepoda; Harpacticoida; Harpacticidae
Product: E3 ubiquitin-protein ligase Topors-like
Biological process (GO): protein polyubiquitination; protein monoubiquitination
Molecular function (GO): metal ion binding; ubiquitin protein ligase activity
Source: RefSeq, a predicted model, not a curated record
UGACAGAAGAACUGCCUGCACCAUGGACUAUCCGCCCACUCCGCCCAUUUUGACCCGAUCCGACACGCCUCCGCCCAAGGCCGAUCCCCACGAUGCGGGUCCGGUAUCCGGGCCCAAUACUCGGGCCAAGGGUCGGAUUAGUCCGGGCGAUUCUCGGUGCAGUAGUCCGGAACCGCAUUGCGCCAUUUGUUUGGGCGGACUGGAAAAUAUGUCGUACACGGACAGUUGCUUGCACAAGUUCUGUUUUACCUGCUUGCUCGAGUGGAGCAAGGUCAAGCCCGAGUGUCCCUUGUGUAAGGCCAGGUUCAAGUCCAUCAUUCACAACAUCAAGGCCGAUGACAAUUACGACAGUUAUACCAUCCCGCUCCAGCCGGCCGCCUUGGCCAUACCCAAUGGCGGGACCCUGCCCCCGGAGGAAGAGCGCCGCCAACCAUGGCUGGCCCGCCAUAUUCCCGACAUGAAUGAGCAGGCCUUUGCCCGAAUGCGUGGCAUGUUCGUCAUGCCCUCGCUGCCCGAUAACUUCUUCCCCCGGGUGGGUGGCCCGGACUUGUUGCCCGGUUCGGCCGCCCUGGCCUCGGGUUGGCGACGCCGGCGGCACGUGGCCACCUCGGAGUUUCGGCGCGAUAUUUACGCCCGACAUUUGUACGUGAAUCCGGCCAGUGUCGGCGAUUUGGUCACGGGACGCUUUCGCGAGUGUAGUCCGGCUUGGUACCGCAAUAAUCCAGCCACCACGCAUCGCUUGGUGCCUUGGUUAAACCGUGAGCUCAACGUGGUCAUGGAGCGCCAUCCGCAACAGAUCGCCCACGUGUUGCAGCUCAUUCUAGAUUCCAUUCAACAGCAUGAGAUCGAGAGCCAAGAGUUCCACGACGUCAUCCUACCUUAUUGCGGCGCCCACACUGAACACUUUCAGCAUGAGUUCCACCACUUUGCUCGUAGCUCGUAUGACAUGGUGGGAUACGAUCGAAAUGCCAGUUACAGUGAGCAACGCCUGCCCGUGACACGCCCGCCUGUAGCCUCGCCCGAAUAUCGGACGGCCCAUGUCCCGCCCAUGAUGACCAUUGAGAGCAGUUCCAGUGGCGAUAACGACGAUGUGGUCAUUGUCGAAGAGGUUCGCUCCCGUUCUCAAGCACAAACUCAAGCCGGCCUCGAUACUUUAACCGAUCGAAUCCAUCGGCGACUCCAAAAUCAUGCGGCCCUAACCGACCCAGGGGUAGGAUCUCAAGAGUCUGCGUCCAGUCAUCACACUCCCUCCGAAGCACCCGCGCUCAAUGACGCCCCAUCGACGAGCAGCGGGGAAACUUCGGCUAAUAUUACACGUUGGGUGGUGCCCGAGGCCAAUAGCAGUGACGCCAAUAGUGACGCGGAUGUAGACAUUCUGUGCGAGAUACCUUCUUCGGCCAAAGAGCGGACACCGCUUAUUGUGAACAUAUCCGAUGACGAGCGAGCUCGGCGCAAACGGACGUUAGAUGCGCCGCAGAUUGAUAUCAGCUCAGAAGGUGAUUCGCCUCCGGCCAAAAAGGCCCAUGGAAAAGGCAAAGGCAAAGGAAAGAGUUCGUCCAAGAGCCGACAACAACAGCAAAAGGAAGAGAUCAGGACGAAACCGCAAAAAAGCGAAACGUUCACCGAGUCUCCACCCAACUCGGAUUCGGACAAACAGAAGAAGAAACGGUCCCUCAAGCGUCGGAAAAGCUUGAAAGAGCGGAAUUCUCGCUCCCGGAGGAAGUACGUGAGUUCUUCCAGCUCCUCUUCGGAUGGUGAUCAGCCAACGAGAGCCUCUUCUUCCUCGGAUUUAUCCGACGAUGACGACGAAUAUCGGAUGCGCCAAGAAGCUCGUUCUCUGAAACGGAAAAAACAGAAACUCAUGUUACCUCCACGAAAGCGAAGAAGCUCCAACUACUUUGGCUCUUCGGACGAUGUGGCGACUCCCCAGGCAUCCGUCAAGAAAGUGGUGACUCAAAAUCCCGCGCGAAUCGUACAAUUUGCUGGUUCAUCAUUGCAUUCUUAUCCAAACUCUUCCCAUCCAACGAAGGUGGAACCACCCUUAGCUUCGAAUCGAGUGAAGCGUAAGGUGACUUUAAUUCAACCUCAAGCUGUGAUGGACCAAACUCCCAUGGAGGAAUUCAAAGUCGAGUCUAUGGGCACGAACGAUCUUCGAUUGAAGCUCAUCAAUCGGAAGUUAAAAGAUGAGAUCAAACGCGAAGAGCGGUUCUCCUCGUACCUCAAAGAAGAGCAGCGGAGUCCUUCCGACGAUAGCGAAUAAGCCAAGUGCACGACAGAGCGGAUUACGUUGACAUAAGGGCGCACAGCUAAUUUCUUGCUCAACUACGGCCUAAUGAAUGAGGGCCACCGGGUCAGAACACUCACUCACUGUACUAUGAUUAAUCAAUAUUAUGUAGUUUGAUCAAUUUGAUAAUCAUUAAUCAGCAUUUCCAAACAAUACAUAUUAUUUUAGCUGGA